Messenger RNA from Vigna angularis (adzuki bean), 702 nucleotides. RefSeq names its product zinc finger protein GIS. The transcript has a single exon. The coding region runs from base 1 to 702 and encodes 233 amino acids. NCBI's taxonomy places the organism in Eukaryota, Viridiplantae, Streptophyta, Magnoliopsida, Fabales, Fabaceae. Gene Ontology annotation, molecular function: DNA-binding transcription factor activity. The record is from RefSeq and is a predicted model, not a curated record. Gene Ontology annotation, biological process: trichome differentiation; trichome morphogenesis; response to gibberellin.
AUGAACAACACUUCUACCCACGACUUCAUGAACGUAGAUUCCUUCUCUCAGCUCCCCUUUCUCCGCCCCUCUCCUUCCAAAGAUAAAGACAAAUCCAUUCGUCUCUUUGGUCAGGAUUUCUCCCACGCCCCCAAAACCACCCAUACACCCUCCGACAACCACCACAACCACACCAUCUACACACAAAACGCCGAACCCACCCGCAGAUUUGAGUGCCAUUACUGUUGCAGAAACUUUCCUACUUCUCAAGCUUUAGGCGGCCACCAAAACGCCCACAAACGAGAACGCCAACACGCCAAACGACACCUCCACUCAGCCAUGCUCGACACCACCCUCCUCUCCGAUCCUACCACCUACGCUUUCACAAACCCCACCUUCACUUCCUCCACCAUCUCUUAUUCUUCUCACACAGCUUGGGAUUGUAACGCUGCUAGCGGAAGGUUCUAUGGAAGCUCCUAUCCGCACCAGCUUCAACCCAUCAAUGGAAGCCCCUUGGGCGUGUGGCGAAUCCCCAACGCCACUGCAGCCACUCACACCCACCACCAGAGUAACCCUAUUUUACACCGUCAAUGCGCCUUGCCUUUGCUUUCUGGCCAGGAAAUGGUGAAGGCGAGGAUGGGUCCCUCCCCUUCUGGCUCGCAGUUUGGUUAUGACCUCAAACCCAGCGUAAAGGACCAUGUGAGUUUGGAUCUUCAUCUGUAA